UAUCAGCGGCGGCUUGACUCUGUUGCCCGCAACUACGUUUCGCUUCGCCUGAUACGAGCACCUCUUUCUGCGUCGGCGAAAUCCCGCUAGAAAAUGUGAACUCUCUCAUCUCUCUUUCCCCUUACUACUCUGCCGAUGAUUCCAUCAAAGCCCGUCAACUUCCUUGCACCAAUGAUCGCCUUCGCCGUCGCACUACUCCUUUUAUCCCGAUUCCUCGAAUUCCCAUCUCUCUCUUCUCCCCUUCCAACAGAGAUCCCUUCAUCCUCUUCGAUAUUGUCGACCCCCUCCUCUCCAUCCUCCUUGUCUCCCUCUCUUAAUUCGAGGCCUAAAGAGGCAUUCUCCGACUUAAAGGCUGCUUUUGCGAGGUGGGACGAGGAGAUCGGAUGCGAACGGUUCAGGGAGCGCAAUGGAGGGGCGCCGAACGCCUCAGCGGUGCAGGAUUACAGCGGAAGUGUGGAUUGCGAGGGGCUGGGCCCGGCGCAUGUUAGUGUACUGGUAAAGGGUUGGACUUGGAUCCCUGAUAACUUGGAUAAUCUCUAUUCCUGUCGAUGCGGGCUGAGUUGUCUCUGGACGAAAUCUCCUGUGAUGGCGGAUAAGCCUGAUGCAUUGCUUUUUGAGAAUGUCAUGCCUCCUGCAAGGAGACGAAAGGGAGAUCCUCUGCGUGUCUACAUGGAUCUUGAGGCUAGCAGAAAACCUUCAGGAUUUGAAGAUAUUUUUAUUGGGUAUCAUGCCAAUGAUGAUGUGCAAUCUACAUAUGCAGGCUCAUUGUUCCACAACAACCGGAACUACUAUAUUUCUUCCCACAAACUAAAUGAUACUCUUAUAUAUUGGUCUUCUUCAAGAUGCCUCGCCAAGCGGAAUCAACUUGCCGGCAGAUUCCUCUCCCUUGUGCCACACCACUCUUUUGGGAAGUGCUUGAAUAACGUUGGAGGUUUGGACAUGGUACUUUCCUUCUACCCUGAAUGCUCCAACGGUAACUCUCUUCUUCACUGGUGGGAUCACCUUCACUGUGCCAUGUCACACUACAAGUUUGUUCUCGCCAUUGAGAACACUGUAACAGAGAGCUAUGUGACUGAGAAACUGUACUACGCCCUCGACGCCGGUGCAGUUCCUAUCUAUUUUGGUGCACCUAAUGUGUGGGAUUUCGUCCCACCCAACUCAAUUAUAGAUGGAUCAAAAUUCAGCUCAAUGAGUGAAUUGGCUUCGUAUGUGAAGGCUGUGGCUGAUGAUCCCGUAGCAUAUGCUGAGUUCCAUGGUUGGAGAAGGUGCGGUGUUCUAGGCAAUUAUGGCAGGGUUCGUGCCGCAAGCCUGGACACAUUGCCUUGCAGAUUGUGCGAGUUUGUUAGCCGCAAAGAAGCGAGGGAGCGAAGAAGAUAGAUUUGAGAAUUGCAUUCGCGUAGGCUUCAUUUGGGACGGUUUUCUUACAGCUUCAUAAAACGAUUUUCUACUAUAAAAUAUUCUAAUUCAAAAAAUUUUUGUACUAAAAAAUUAUUUUACAAAGCAACAAAAAAGUCGUCCCAAACGAAAGCCUUAGGCAAACUCUGUGUAAUUGCUUUCUUAAAAUAUAUUUUGUUCAUUGUAGCAUCUAUUAUACCUUUGAGCGAGCUCAAAGCCCUGUACUCAUAAUAGUGGUGGAAAAGAUUACACAGUUCAAUUCAUUGACAAAUAUCCCUGUUGGAUAUAGAUAGCCAAUCUCCUCUACAUGUAACUCAUAACCUGUAGCAAUUGCUGAGCAUUAUUGAAAUUUAAACCUUCAUUACCAGCUACUAUCAA
Dendrobium catenatum is the source of this 1773-nucleotide messenger RNA. RefSeq names its product alpha-(1,4)-fucosyltransferase. Gene Ontology annotation, molecular function: alpha-(1->3)-fucosyltransferase activity. Gene Ontology annotation, cellular component: membrane. Lineage: Eukaryota; Viridiplantae; Streptophyta; Magnoliopsida; Asparagales; Orchidaceae. The coding region runs from base 136 to 1377 and encodes 413 amino acids. The record is from RefSeq and is a predicted model, not a curated record. The transcript is spliced from 3 exons.